Molecule: messenger RNA, 1020 nt
Organism: Micropterus salmoides (largemouth bass)
Lineage: Eukaryota; Metazoa; Chordata; Actinopteri; Centrarchiformes; Centrarchidae
Product: cell division control protein 2 homolog 3-like
Exons: 1
Coding region: 1-1020 (339 amino acids)
Biological process (GO): protein phosphorylation; mitotic DNA damage checkpoint signaling
Cellular component (GO): cytoplasm; nucleus
Molecular function (GO): ATP binding; protein serine/threonine kinase activity
Source: RefSeq, a predicted model, not a curated record
AUGGAGAAUUACCUAAAAUCCUCGAUCCUGGGCCGGGGUUCGUACGGAACGGUGUAUAAAGUUCUGUCUCGGACGAGCGAACAAAUCUUCGCGUUAAAAUGUACCGGUGUACCUGACUCGAAUAAGGGAGUGGAGGAUUCCACUGUGAGAGAACUCUCCUGUCUCACCGCACUUAAAGGACACCCUAAUGUGAUCCAGAUACACGACUGCUUUAUAGAUAACGGACAGGUGGCGAUGGUCAUGGACUAUGUACCGUAUACUCUGGCGCAAAUCAUUCACAAUGGCCAUGGGGUCAAAUUUUAUUACGAUGAGUUCCAGUGUACACCUUUAAUCCCCGAGAGUUUCAUAGCACAUUUCUCGACCCAGGUCGCGAAUGCUCUGUCUUACAUGCACGGGCUGAACAUAAUACACCGAGACCUGACACCCUCCAAUAUACUAGUAACCGAGGACUUGGUUAUACAGGUUGCUGAUAUGGGCAUGUCGAGACAUGCUUCGCGAUGGAUGAGUCCGGCUGUGGUAACAGAACCCUACCGAGCUCCGGAGGUCUGCAAAGCGUUGGCGGAGAAGAAAGAGUGUACAGAGUACACUUGUGCAAUUGAUAUGUGGAGCCUGGGUGUUAUGAUCGCGGACGCGUUUGAGGGUCACAUGGUAUUCCAAGCGCGUAAGCGCGACAUGACAACGUAUGAUCUGAUUCUACGGAGCGUAGAACACGAAAACACCGAUCGGAUCUCGAUGGAUCAACGGAUAGAUUUAAAGGACAUAAUCCCAAACGUUAUGAGUUCCAGUCUGGCGAGAAAUAUCGUGAUGAGCAUAUUGGUUUUUCGCGAAACUGAGAGACUCACAGCACGCGAGUUCUUACGGAAAACGGAAUGGACCCAACUCGCUUCCAUGACCGAAGAUGAUAUACAAUUGGUCAAGAAGCAGAUUGCAAGAAGCGUGAAGUGGCGUGAAGAAGCUCAGGAGGAACGUGAUGCUGAACGGGAUCUGAAGUGUCAUGAGACAUUUGAGGACUCUGAUUGA